CCAAAUAAAGCCAGAUGGGGAACCCUGCUGUAGGGAAUAUGGUGCUCUUUCAGAUGGAACCAAGGUCUCCACCCCCAGUUUCACCAAACCCUCCGUCUGAACAACACUCAUCCCACAUGUUUACAGAACACAACCUGUUGUUGUCAUGACUUUCAUCUUCAAGAUGAAAUAGUAUGUUACAAAUGGCAUAACUGGAGAAAGUAUUGGGAGUAUAGAAUAAUUAAGGAGUACCUUUAUAGGUGUAAGCUAAAGAGUAGAUUUGAGGGAGCAUAGAGCAAGAUUCCCCCUGUUGGUGAGGGCCUACAUUGGUCACUUUGAGAUCAAUGGAAUGAUAAAUCAUGUAAGGACAAGUGGAAACACUCCUCAAUGUAUGCAUUCAAUCAUACAAUAUCACAAAAAAAGUGCAUGAAUAGUAUUGUUUCUGUCUGAUAGAAAAUAAUUUGCCGCAAUGUCCAAGACUCUUGAAUUAAAGUACUGGAGAAGGCAUUCAUAAGCAGUUGUCAUUCUGAUGAAUAAUGUUAAUGCUACUGAUACAUCUAUGAGUGAGUAGAUAGGAGCUUGCCAAUCAUAAUCAUGUCGUAUUACUGUAAAAAAGUGAAAUUAAAGAACUGAAAUGAGGACCAGGAUGUUUCAUAUGGUCCAUAUGGUGUGUAUAUCUCGGUAGCAUUUCUGAAGAAAAUUGAAACUUGUUGUGUAACAUGAGGACAGAAAAAGGUCAGAGGGGAGGGUAAAGUUGUCCUGUUACGUGUCUUUACAGUUCACAGAGCAGCCAAUCAGGCCUGUGGACCAUCACCCAAGCCAAGUAUAAAAAGACACCUAUAACCCUCUGAUUCUCACUCUCAUCUGACACACAGGAUGACUAGUCUACACAUGAGGUGCUAUCAUCAGAGAAGGAAUUAUACAAUAACCCAACUGUUUCUCAUACUUUUACUGAUGUUUAAAACAGGGUCUCUUGCUAAAAUCAGCCAGAGCGAUGUCUUAAAGACUUUCCUGCCUGGAGACAGAGUUAAUUUGGAAUGCCUCAUGUCAGAAGAAGAUGGCAACUACUACAACUGGAUCAAGAUAAUAAUAGGACAAGCCCCAGUAUUGAUGCUGUCUCUUUACACUCACUCUAACACUGCAAAGUUCUUUGGAGAGUUUAACAACAACACCCGGUAUACGGCAAUGAAGAGUGGAACCAGUUUUGUGCUGACUAUUUCAGAUGCUAGACCAUCAGAUAUGGGGAUGUAUUACUGUGCUACACGCGAUUACGAUGCCAUGAUCUUCGGGAAGGGUGUGUUUCUGAUGUAUGGGGAUGUAGAUUCCAGGAACCAGCAUCUUACUCAACAGUCUGUGUCUGAGUCAGUCCAGCCAGGAGACUCUGUGACUCUGAACUGUACAAUACACACUAAGACCUGUUCAGGAGAUCACAGUGUCUAUUGGUUCAGACAUGGCUCAGGAGAAUCCCAUCCAGGAAUCAUUUACACCCAUGGAGACAGGAGUGAUCAGUGUCAGAAGAAGAGCCCUGAGGCUGGGUCUCCUACACAGAGCUGUGUCUACAACCUCCCCAAGAGGAACCUCAGCCUCUCUGAUGCUGGGACUUACUACUGUGCUGUGGCCUCAUGUGGGGAAAUACUGUUUGGGAACGGGACCAAGCUGGAUGUUGGAGGCCCUGCUGAUCUGGUGGACACCAAGCUCCUGGCUCUAAUCGUAUCCAACAUCUUGAGCUUGAUCGCCGUCGUUGUCCUCCUCAUCUGUGUGAGAAGGAAGAAAGGUUUGCCUCAACAGCCUCAAAGUGGUGUUACAGCCCCUUCCUGUCCUGACAAGGAGAGAGAUGAGGGAGAGGAGAUGAACUAUGCUGCCAUGAGUUUCUCCUCGAGGAAGACCAAGAGGAGAGCAGAACCAGAGAGACAGACCAGAGCGACGGACAUGAAUGUGGUUUACUCUGGGGUGAGAGGUCAUCAUGAGUGGAACUGGGAUUCAUGAUUUAUAAUGCAAUUUUAUAAUGCCAUUUAGAGUGCAUUGUAAAAGUAAUAUGCUGUGAACAUAAUUAACAGAAAUUCUGCUAAAUGUUUUAAUAAACGUUAAAAUAUAUCUAUAUUUAAGAUGACUAUUAGAGGGAGCAUGUGAUGUGUGUGUGUGUAAGGGGACUUUGAUAAGGACGUGCCAUCCUGUGCCAGAGCUGUCUCGACUUCUUUGAUCUGUAUGUACACAAACUAUCCAUCAGAGGGCAGUAGCCUUCCACAAAGGGAACAGACCACAGGCCCACCAAAAGGAACUCAUCACCAGUCAGUCAUAUGAUGAUGGCUAGCUACAUCUUAGUAAUUUAGCAUACACUCUUAUCCAGAGCAACUUACAGUAGUGAGUGCAUACAUUUAUCAUACUAUUUCAUUCUGGUCCCCCCCAUGGGAAUCAAACCCACAACCAACCCUGACAUUGCAAGCACCAUGCUCUAUCAACUGAGCCACAUGGGACCUGCUACAAUAUAGUAGGAUGGUAUUUGCCAUCUAUAUGGGUUUCUAGAUACCCACAAAAGGAAAUUAUAAAUUAUCUCGACUCUUGUUUGGAAAGGACACUCAAACCAGCGUGAACAAUCAAGAUUGUGGUUUAAAAUAUGUUAUUACAGUCUCACUUUUAAAACCAAGUUUUCAAAAGUACAGCCACAACUAUUUACAGUAUAGGUUUUAAUACKUAUGAAUGCUCAA
Molecule: messenger RNA, 2684 nt
Organism: Salvelinus sp. IW2-2015
Lineage: Eukaryota; Metazoa; Chordata; Actinopteri; Salmoniformes; Salmonidae
Biological process (GO): response to bacterium
Source: RefSeq, a predicted model, not a curated record